AUGCCAAACAAAAUGGCUGACAGUUUGAGUCCGUUCGUUUACUGGGGCCAGAAAAAAGAUCAUAUAUCCUUGAAAAUCGACCUAAAGGAAGCAAUAAUUGAAACCCUUGAUAUCACUGAAGAUAAGGUCAGAUUUGUCUCUCAAGGUUUGGGAGUACGAGGAACGAAUAAGUAUGAAUUUGAACUGAGCUUUUACCACCCCGUGGACAGUGAGAAUUCCAAAUACAGAGUCACAGACAGGGAUGUGCUCAUUCAUAUACAAAAGAAGGGAGUUGGAGAAAUAUGGCCUCGUCUAACAGAAAAACCUGUCAAACUUCCGUGGCUGAAAAUUGACUUUGACAAUUUUGGAUUUGAAGAUGAAUCUGGAGACGAGGAGUCAGAAAAUGAGGAAGGAAGAGAAAUGAUGAAAAAGUUUGAGAAGCAUAUGAAAUCUAAAGAAGCAUCAUCUCUGCCAGAAAUCAGUGUGGGAUACAUGUUCUUUUACAACAUGUUCCAGUUUGUGGGAUUUUUAUACAUCUUUGUUAUUUUACAAUACAAAUACAUCACAUUAGGAGAAGAAGCAAAAAAGUCAGCACUAGAAUUUGUUGGGCUGCAGAUAAUGUUGUGCCAGCUUGUAUCUAUGCUAGAAGUGUUCCACCCUAUACUGGGAUUGGUCAAAACAGGAUUUUUCACUCCAUUUCUACAAGUUACUGGGCGUAACUUUAUCCUAUUUAUUGUGAUUCUACAAGAGCCUCGUCUGCAGGAUGCACCUGUGAUCUGGUAUUUGUUUGUGGUAUGGAGUUCUAUAGAAAUAGUUAGGUAUCCAUACUAUAUGCUGAAAUGCAUCAAUCUCGAAAUUCGUCUGAUCACCUGGUUAAGGUAUAGUCUUUGGAUCCCUCUGUACCCUAUUGGCUUCCUUAUGGAAGGAACAGUGAUAAUUAUGGCUAUGCCUCUUUAUGAAGACACAGGGAAGUUCUCUUUCAACCUUCCAAACUUUGCCAACAUGCCAUUUAGUUUCCCAUUUUACUUGAGGCUUCACCUAGCUCUGCUAGCCCUAGCUGGGUACUUUCUGCUCAAUCACAUGUACAGACAGAGGAAGAAAAGGUUGUACAGAAGUGAUCCAUCCCCAAAGAAGAAAGCCAAGAAAACAAACUAGCAGUAUAUUUAGUCAGUGUUUGUAUCGGCAUGUACAUAAGGAUAUUUUAAAGCAAUGAUUGGCAUUAUGUCACCAUCAAAUUCUUCCAAUAGUACGCAAAUAUUUGUAUGAAAGUUUUCCUUCAAUGCAGUUAAGACAUGAACAUUUGUGUGCCAGUAUCUAUGUCCCCUUUCAAUGUGCAAUGGAAUUGCACGCAAUUUUUUACGUGUUCGUUUACAAUUCUUAAAUUUGGCCUAUAUUUCCAUUUUAAGAAAUGAAUUUGAAGGUCCAGUCUUGUUAAUCUAUUUCGGAACUAUUAGCCUUCCUGUAUCAUCAGUGGUUGCCAUGGUAUCAGAUUUCAUGAUUUCAUGAAGGUGUUCAUUAAUAAAUAAUGGCAAUUUACCAGCGCUUGAUUAGAUUGCAUUCUGGAUUACCUUCUGUCACUUUUAUGCAGAAAAUUGGGAUAAUCAGAUAAUUGUACUUUUUCAAAACAAAUUUAGAUUUAAAUGUCAGCACAUUUAUUAUUAAGGGAGUUUAAUUGUUGUUUUUUUUAUAUAGUUUAAUGUACAGCCUUUUACAAGCUUAUUUUAUUUUGAUAGCUGUCUUUCGAUUUUAAAAAAUUUACAGUUUCACUUUGAUUGAUACUAUAGAAAUAAAUUGUAGGCAUGCUGUAAAUGCUUAGUCUGACAAUUGCAAACUGCCACCUUGUAAGUUAGGACUCACACAUGUAAUUAGCAUUCAUUAUGGGCUUGCUACUAGACAGAUAAAUCAUUGAAUGUAUUUGAAGCUAAUCAUUCCUUAAAUUGUGCUGCCGAACAAAGAUUAACCACAUUCCAGAGGCCCAGGAUCUCUCUUUAUGGUAAACUAAAUCGUGUUUUUAAUUCUCGUGUGCACAAAAUUUCAUUUGCAUAUAAUGUCGGUACAGAUUGGAUAAUAGGAGUGAUGGCAUCAUUCAAAUUUUUACUAAGAGCAAAGCAGUAAUCUAAUGAGUGGUUUUCAUUCCCCAUGAUCCAGCAUUCUUCUCACAGACCAACCAUGUCUUACACCCUAUAGUAAAAUGGACUACUCACUUCUAUAAUCCUAAACAAUGAGAUGUUUCCACCGGACAUUGAAGGGUUUCCUCCAACCAUGACGCUGACCGACGUUAUAUAAGUGAAGUAUUCUGGAAUUUGGCAUGAAACAAAUAAACAAAUAAUGAGAUGUGUGUUGAGUUCACCGGAUAGCGGAUAGAUCAGGUCUUGAUUACUUACAAUGUACCACUUCUUGCUGGCAAGCUUGUCACUUACUGAGUUGAGGGGGGGGGGGGGGACAAGUACACCCCUUGCACAGGAGAUAAUGAGAGAGGUACCAUUGCAUUCACCUAGGAAAUAUUGUCCAAUGUUGGCCAAAAAAAAUCAUAAUAAUGAUUCUUUGUUGUGAUUUUACCAUGACACAUGUUUUGCCUGACUUGCUUUUCUGUAACCAUGAAUGUGUUAGGUUUAAAUUUUAUGUUUUCAUUGUGUACAAUUUUAUGUCAUGUCACAUAAGUAAAUGU
Messenger RNA from Liolophura sinensis, 2647 nucleotides. Its product is annotated as very-long-chain (3R)-3-hydroxyacyl-CoA dehydratase-like. The transcript is spliced from 10 exons. Gene Ontology annotation, biological process: very long-chain fatty acid biosynthetic process; sphingolipid biosynthetic process; fatty acid elongation. Bases 1 to 1134 code for a protein of 377 amino acids. NCBI's taxonomy places the organism in Eukaryota, Metazoa, Mollusca, Polyplacophora, Chitonida, Chitonidae. Gene Ontology annotation, molecular function: 3-hydroxyacyl-CoA dehydratase activity. The record is from RefSeq and is a predicted model, not a curated record. Gene Ontology annotation, cellular component: endoplasmic reticulum membrane.